Messenger RNA from Liolophura sinensis, 1998 nucleotides. Its product is annotated as receptor-type tyrosine-protein phosphatase kappa-like. The transcript is spliced from 18 exons. Bases 1 to 1998 code for a protein of 665 amino acids. NCBI's taxonomy places the organism in Eukaryota, Metazoa, Mollusca, Polyplacophora, Chitonida, Chitonidae. Gene Ontology annotation, molecular function: protein tyrosine phosphatase activity. Gene Ontology annotation, biological process: protein dephosphorylation. The record is from RefSeq and is a predicted model, not a curated record.
AUGGCCGACCAAGGCUCAUCGGCGGGUAAAAUAGCAGGCGGCAUUGUCGGGGCCCUUCUCCUAGUGGCUGUUGUUGUUGUCCUCGUCAUCCUAUACAGGAGGCGCAGCUCGUCAGCCAGCAGUGACAGGCCGUUAGGUUUGUCCAGGAACCAGGCAGAUAGACCGGAAAACCACGCUAUUGGCAUGGAAAACAGAGGGCUCCAUGCAGAUAAUGUACCAGUUCAGAUGAAUGAAGCAGAUGAGGCUCUACCCUAUGAGAAUCUAUUCACAACUGUCGUGUCUGCGGACGAGUUUUGGGAAUAUUAUCACAGGAAAAAAGCCUCUGAUGGAUUCAGCGCCGAAUACGCUAAAUUUCCUGCGGGGUUACAGGCAAAGCACGACGUGGCAGAUCUGCCAUGCAACAAAAUCAAGAGUCGAUACAAAAAUCUAGUAGCAUACGACCAUUCGCGCGUGGUUCUAAAACCCUCGAACAAAAGUGGACAGUCGGAUUAUAUCAACGCCUCGUAUAUUAAUGGAUUUGAGAAGCCAAAGAAGUUCAUCGCAUCUCAAGAGCCCACUGACCUUAUCAUAAACGACUUUAUGCGCAUGAUCUGGGAACAGAACGUUGGCACAGUUGUCAUGGUAACAAACUUAGUUGAGGACACCAAGAAAAAGUGUAACCAGUACUGGCCGACCGAGGGCUCCACAAAGUUUGGUGUGAUUGAAGUGACAUUACUGAAUGAGGAGUUGUAUGCUAAUUAUAACAUUAGGACUGUGCAGCUGAGUAACGCCAUGAGUAAGCCCAAGAUUCUCACACAGUUCCACUUCACCGCCUGGCCAGACCACAGCGCUCCCUCCGACGCCUCCGUGCUUCUCGACUUCCGGGACAAGGUUGUAGAGCACAGCUCGAACUUGCCUGGACCAAUUGUCGUCCAUUGCAGUGCCGGAAUAGGACGGACGGGGACGUUCAUCGCUCUGGACUACCUGAUUAAUCAGGCUAAGGCGGAGGGAAUGGUAGAUGUGCCGGCCUGUGUGGAACUUCUCAGACAACAGCGAGUUAAUAUGGUGCAGACACAGGAACAGUAUGAGUUUCUUCACGAGGCUCUGGCAGAAGCCCUGAAACUGAACAACACUUCCAUCCCUACUGUGAACUUUGCCGCCGUGUACUCUGACCUUUGCACUAUCGACCCAGUGACUGAACAACCCAAAAUGGCGGUACAGUUCAAGAUUCUGGGGGAAGUCUCACCUCAGCUUGACGAAGCGAGCCAAAAAUCAGCCCGUCUGAAAGAAAACUUUCCCAAGAACAGAAACAAGAGGAUCUUAGCAGUGGAUAGGUGCAGACCGUAUCUAUCGACGCCAGUGAGUGGCUGUAACGACUACAUCAACGCCGUCUUUCUUCCGGGAUACAGAAAGAAAAGAGGUUUUAUCCUCACCCAGACGCCUCUCCCAAUCACGGUGGUGGACUUUUGGCGCUUGGUGUACGAUCACGGCGUCCGUACCAUCAUCAUGUCAGACCACGCCGAUCCAAGGGAUAAGAGCGUGGGUAUAUAUUGGACUGACAAGAAUGGGGAGUUUGGUCCAUUCAAGACGGAAGUAACAGACGUGGAUCAGAGAGAGGACUUCACUACCUGGACUUAUCACCUGAUUUUCAAAGACGAGAAAGCACGUCAACCCGUUAAACAGUUCCGCUAUAAAAAAUGGCCGAAGAAACCUUCCCAGGAAUCUAUACCGUCAUUUUUGACACUUCUGCAAAGCGUAGAAAUCUGGCAAAGGGAAUCUGAAAAUGCCCGUAUCUUGGUACAUUGCAGGGACGGAGUGACGAAGAGUGGGUUGUUCUGUGUGGCUUGGUCCGUACUAGAGAGGCUGAAGGUUGACCAGAACGUCAAUAUCUUACAGACUGUCAGACAGAUGAGGAACAACAGGCCGGAGAUUAUUACUGAUCUGGAGCAGUUUAGAUUUCUACACCAGAUCGUGAUCAACUAUUUGGAGAACUACCAAACCUACGCCAAUUUCGGCUAA